Messenger RNA from Suillus bovinus, 1139 nucleotides. RefSeq lists its product as uncharacterized. The coding region runs from base 393 to 770 and encodes 125 amino acids. The record is from RefSeq and is a predicted model, not a curated record. Gene Ontology annotation, molecular function: protein binding. NCBI's taxonomy places the organism in Eukaryota, Fungi, Basidiomycota, Agaricomycetes, Boletales, Suillaceae. The transcript is spliced from 3 exons.
GUCGCGGAAUGAAAACCACCACUUCCCACCCAGUCACUGAUCACAGUCACAGCCCAGGCUGCAGUUCUUCGCGUAAUCAAUCCUCCACCUCACAAAUAUCCCGUAAACUGAAUUAACCGUUAGUAUUUAUCUUCAUUUUGUAGCCCCUCGAUCAUUCUAGGACGACUCCGUUCACAUCAAGGAACGUGGGCGUUUCGAUAUGAAACCCGCAUUUGGGAGUCUUAUCCCUGUGUUAGGCAUCAUUCCAAAACCAUCCUAACCUGGUGGUGGUCCACCGUACCUCAGGGCUCGCACCCUUUUUUUCGAAUGUGGUUCGCGAAUACACACACAUAUAUAUUGCAUGAAUUGCUCUUGUUCGAACGCCACCUUUGACUCUGGCACCUCUCUUCCCAAUGAACCUUUGCAUUUCACCCUGUCUCACUCUGUCCCCAACGGCCGACAGUUGUCCAUUCGAGGCCAUUAUGCUAUCGUUCACGUGCAAUGCCAGGAUUCCCCUGGGACCAGCAGCGUUCACCCCGGGUGGCUCAAUAUCCAUUUCAUCGCCACAUGCUGAGAUCUGGCUUCAAAAUAAACAGAUACUGAUACGAGAUCAAAACACCGCACAUGGAACAUAUGUGAAUGGUACCCGAAUAGUGCAACAAACUCUCUUGCAGAACGGCGACAUCCUCACAUUGGGUGUUCCAAUAAUUCGGUCCUCCAGUAUCCCCGGCAAUGUAACCAAUGCACAACUUAAGCCCAUUAAAGCAAUGGUAACCAUUGUGGGUGUCUGAUCUCCCAGCGGCAGGUGCCAAUCAUUAUUGUGUGUGGAUGUCGUGACUUUCGCGAUCUGCUCUUUCAAUGACCCACCACUACCUUGGCAUCAUCAUGCGCUCACUUUUUCGGCGAUACCCUCCGAAACUUCGUUCGUUUAUUUCUUUUGCAUCGAUUGUCCUUUGAUCACAGCGUCCACUGCACGCUUGCAUAGUUGAAGCAUCUUUAGAUGCUUGGCUUAGAUGUACAACAUGGUUAGCAUUGAGAUUCUCGAAUGUAGAUUAGACAAAAGUUGAUAAUGGUGUAUGAUGUACGUAGGAGCCAAUUCCUAUAUCCGAAUUCCGGAGGCGCUCUAAAAGCUAUGAAACCAAUAAAUUGAAAUCUUAUCG